AUGGACAUUCCCGAUAUUCCAGACAACCGACUGGUCAGAGGAGGCUCGGCGCUUUCGUUCUCGCCGACCAUUGUACUGGAUGAGACCAUCGACACCAAGUCCGAGUACAAUCAACAGCUCGACACGCCCCCUAAUGAACCCCGAGAGCAAUUUAUCAGUUCCACUCCGCCAAACGAUUACGAUACAGACGAACUCCGGUCACAUAGCUCGGGUAUCUCGCGCCGUGGCAAUUAUUACGUGAACGAGUUACCUCUUCUCCAAGCGACGAAUCCUUAUGAUGGUUCCGAACAAUUCAACCCGGUCAACGAAGAGCACGAAGAUGGGUCUUUUGACCUCGUUGCGCCCUACGAGAGCGAUGAGACCCCACUCCACUCGCUUGAGCGCCAAGCUGAUACUAUGUUCUCCUCCGAACAUAUGUUGACGAUCUUAACCAACCCGCGCUAUCUGGCCCGCUUUCGAGAUUUCCUUGUCGCCGAGCGGCCCAAAUCAAUUCCUGUCUUGACCUAUUACCUCAAUGCUAAAAAGGCAUUGAAGGCGCUCCAGUAUGCUAAUUCUCUUGUUCGUUUGUCGGUUGAUGUACCAACUGCCGGUAUCAAAAAUUCCAAGCAACCGGUUGGCGACACUGUAAAUGCGGCGCUUGAGGCUCGUGUCCAGGAUGCCCUAGAAGCUUUGACAGCGGAGGAAUUGCCUGCAUUCAUCACAUACACAUGCAUUACCAUCACCAGCAAGGUCGUCGAAGAGCGGGUGCGAGGAACGCUUCCGGAGAAGUUCCACGGCACAUCCGAUGCACUCGCCGAGGUAUUCUGCUUGACGGACCCGUCUCGCCCCGAUAACCCCAUUAUCUUUUCCUCUGGAGAAUUCCAUCGAACCACACAAUACGGCGUAGACUAUGUGCUCGGCCGAAACUGUCGAUUCCUACAAGGUCCCAAGACCAACCCAAACAGUGUCCGACGUAUUCGUGAAGGAAUUCAGGAUGGUCGCCACCACUCCGAGCUUUUUCUCAACUACCGUCGCGACGGCUCUCCUUUCAUGAAUCUUCUCCAGUGUGCUCCUCUUUGCGAUAGUCACGGCAAGAUUCGCUACUUCAUCGGAGCGCAGAUCGACGUCUCGGGUCUGGCAAUGGAUGGCGCACAAAUGGAGUCGCUUCGAGAACUUCAGAAUCUCAAAGAAAACCCCGAGGACCAAUCAGAAUGGAAGAAAGACAAAACCGAGUUCCAAGAAUUGGGUGAACUCUUCAGCCCGCGCGAGCUGCAAAACAUUCACGCACACGGUGGAAAUCUUUUCCAGCCUGUUCUCGACGAUAUCAACCCUCAACACAGCCGUCUUUAUAUACCAGGUAGCCCGGACCACGAACACGAGCCACCGAUUAAUCUCAAGUCUCCUUCGCCGAGCGCAUCUUUGACAGGUGUCUACAAACACUAUCUCCUUGUCCGUCCAUACCCAUCUCUCCGAGUCCUCUUCACAUCUCCAUCUCUUCAGAUCCCUGGAAUGCUGCAAUCAUCAUUCAUUUCCCGCAUUGGGGACACUGGAGAAAAGCGUGACAGUAUCCUCCAAGCCAUGAAGGCGGGCCGUAGUGUCACAGCUCGCAUCAAGUGGGUGACCCGCUUCAGAAGUGACGAGGGACGUUACCGGUGGAUUCACUGCACACCACUCCUCGCCAACAAUGGUGAAGUCGGUGUCUGGAUGGUCGUGAUUAUAGAUGAUGAGGAUGAGACGGGCAGCCAUAGAAGCUGGAAAGGCAAUUGGCCUAGCUACUAG
Messenger RNA from Penicillium maclennaniae, 1758 nucleotides. Its product is annotated as PAS-associated C-terminal. The transcript is spliced from 3 exons. Gene Ontology annotation, cellular component: nucleus. NCBI's taxonomy places the organism in Eukaryota, Fungi, Ascomycota, Eurotiomycetes, Eurotiales, Aspergillaceae. The record is from RefSeq and is a predicted model, not a curated record. The coding region runs from base 1 to 1758 and encodes 585 amino acids.